Molecule: messenger RNA, 2898 nt
Organism: Peromyscus eremicus (cactus mouse)
Lineage: Eukaryota; Metazoa; Chordata; Mammalia; Rodentia; Cricetidae
Gene: Chst4
Product: carbohydrate sulfotransferase 4
Exons: 1
Coding region: 15-1226 (403 amino acids)
Biological process (GO): N-acetylglucosamine metabolic process; protein sulfation; carbohydrate metabolic process
Cellular component (GO): Golgi membrane
Molecular function (GO): N-acetylglucosamine 6-O-sulfotransferase activity
Source: RefSeq, a predicted model, not a curated record
UCUGCUUUCACAGGAUGAUACUGCCUAAGAGAGGGAAGCUGCUGCUGUUCCUGGCUUCUCAGAUGAUAGUCAUAGCUCUCUUCCUCCAUGUGUCCAGCCAUGGGGGAUUGUUCCAGAACGAAGAGCCCAGGAGGCCUGUGCACGUGCUGGUCCUGUCUUCCUGGCGGUCAGGAUCCUCUUUUGUGGGGCAGAUUUUUGGGCAGCACCCAGACGUCUUCUACCUGAUGGAGCCUGCCUGGCAUGUGUGGAUGAGUUUCACCACCAGCACCGCCUGGAAGCUGCAGAUGGCGACUCGGGACCUUUUGCGUUCCGUCUUCCUGUGUGACAUGAGUGUCUUUGACGCCUACAUGAAGCCAGGCCCCCGAAAACAGUCCAGCCUCUUCCAGUGGGAGCAAAGCCGGGCCCUGUGCUCGUCACCUGUUUGUGACUUCUUCUCUAGUGACCAGAUCAGCUCACCUAACAAUUGCAGGAUGCUCUGUGCUCAGCAGCCCUUUGAUAUGGUGGAGAAGGCCUGCGGCUCUCACAGCCAUGUGGUACUCAAGGAGGUGCGUUUCUUCAACCUGCAGUCCCUUUACCCACUGCUCACAGACCCUUCCCUCAACCUGCAUGUCGUACACCUGGUCCGAGACCCCCGGGCUGUGUUCCGAUCUCGGGAACACACCAGAGGAGACCUCAUGAUUGACAGUCAUAUGGUGCUGGGAGAACAUUUGAAAAUGAUCAAGGAGACAGACCAUCCCUAUUAUGUCAUGCAGAUCAUCUGCAAAAGCCAUGUAGACAUAGUCAAGGCCAUCCAAGCCCUGCCCGAAGCCCUGCAGCAGCGCUUCCUGCUCCUGAGGUAUGAGGACCUGGUUCAGGCACCUCUGGCCCAGACCUCCAGGCUAUACGAAUUUGUGGGGUUGAAAUUCUUGCCGCAUCUCCAAACCUGGAUUCACAACGUCACCCGUGGCAAGGGUAUGGGCCAGCAUGCCUUCCACACUGGCUCCAGGGAUGCCAUUAAUGUCUCCCAGGCGUGGCGUUGGUCUUUGCCUUAUAAAAAGGUUUCUCAACUUCAAGAUGUCUGUAGCGAGGCUAUGGAUUUGCUGGGAUACCUUCAGGUCAAAUCCCAACAAGAGCAAGGCAACCUGUCACUGAAUCUUCUGUCUUCCUCCCACACCUUGGAGAAAGUCUACCAAGAAGGCUUAGGGGAUCUGUCUGUACCAGAUGGUUCCAGCCUCAGCCAGAAUUAAAUGAUCCCAAGCCUUAACAGUAUCACCAGACGAGCAAGCUGAGCAUCAAUUGUGCCUCCACAGGCCCAAGCAGAAGAGUCUUUGUGUCUGUACUCAGGUCUAUACUGCAUCUGAGCCUAAAGCCAAGAAACAAUCUUUUUCUCUCUUGAAGAGACAGACGCAGGAACCUUGAACAGCCCUUCAGCCCACUGAGCAAGAAUGCCAACUUCCUUCCCUCCUUGGCCUUCCUACUUGUUUAUACCUCAGAGACCAUGGCCUGGAGACCCAUUAGACACAGCAAGCAGCAUCCACGGAGCAAGUCCAUAAGCCUCCCUGUCCACGUCCCCCCAGUGAGAAAGGGGAGAAUAAAAACCAGGGAAAGGGGGCUUUUUCACCAAAGAGCUCCCAGCAACUUCCACAGAGACCCGGCCUCAGAGUUCCCAGCACAUUCAAGGAAGCAGGAGCAGGGGGGUUGCUUCCCUGUGAGUCUGCCUAUCACACUGUCAGUUACCAGAAACAGGAAGCAAACACCCCACCCAACCAGACCAGCGCUCAAGUUCACGGUGUGGUGGUCUGGACAGCAUCUGUCCUCAGUGUUUUCCUGACAUCUGUGAAACUGUCCUGCAGUGAUAUGAAAACUGUAACCCAAGCUUCUGCUUCCCCUUGUAAGUUUUCUAACUACCAGUAGCCAGUGUUCAUUCUCAUGGGGCUCUAAAAAUGGACAUAAUCAUCUUUGUAGAGUUUUUUUUUUUAUUGUCUUUUGCUAUUAUCUAACAUACAUAAAAAUCACUACCAUUUUUGGAGUCAGAUGAUGAAUUGAGCCUCCGUUGCCUUAAGAAUUGGUGGAAGGCAGCUGCAAUAGAACACCAUUGCAAAAAGCGACUUUGGGGAGAACGGAUUAUUUGGUUUAGAAUCCCAGUGGGUACAGUUCAUCAUGGGGGGCACGGUAUGGUAGCAGGGGUGUAAGGCUGGCAGAUCAUACUUCACCCACACACAGGACACAGAGAGAAAGAACAGCAAGUUGGGCCAGGCUGUAAAACCUGAAAACCCACCCCCAGUGACACACUUCCUCCAGCGAGGCUCCACCCAAAAGUUCUGUGACUUUCCCAAACAGCACCACCAACUGGGGACCGUGGCGAACUGCAUGAGCCUAUGUGGGACAUCGUAUAUUCAAAUACAACGGCGACAACCAGCAACUCAGCCCUUUCUUGUGCAAUGCGUGCAUUGUAAGAAUGUGUGGAUCACUUUGGGAGCUCUGCACAUAAUUCUUUUAUGAAGAUCUCAGUUCUAGUAUUUAUCUCCUCCUGUUACUAAUAGGCAUCUCCCCAAUAAGGAAAAUUAUUUCUUCCAGUCUUUGCAGAUGUCCCUAGAUCCAGCUGUGCUUUGGGACCACCUUGUACAAAUGCACACUGCCAAAUGCUUCUUCAGGGCUAGUGGGAUCAGAGCUUCUCAGUGUGGAAUUCUGGAUGCUCAUCCCACUGCCCAGCUGGCUGUCCAGGGCCUACUCACCUCUUGUGGCACAAGGUGCCUCCUAUGUUAGACAGCAACAAAAUUCACUUCCUGGCUCCAAGAAAUGCUAAAUACAUGUCUUUCUAUAGAAAGUGCUGGAGAGAUGGCCCAGAGGUUAAGAGUGAGUACUCUUGGAGAGGACCCGAGUUCAGUGUCCAACACCUAUGUUGGGUGGCUCUCACAA